This is a messenger RNA of Bolinopsis microptera, 3571 nucleotides long. Its product is annotated as potassium voltage-gated channel subfamily A member 1-like. The record is from RefSeq and is a predicted model, not a curated record. Lineage: Eukaryota; Metazoa; Ctenophora; Tentaculata; Lobata; Bolinopsidae. Gene Ontology annotation, cellular component: membrane. The transcript is spliced from 3 exons. Gene Ontology annotation, biological process: potassium ion transmembrane transport; protein homooligomerization. The coding region runs from base 116 to 1756 and encodes 546 amino acids. Gene Ontology annotation, molecular function: voltage-gated potassium channel activity.
AGUUUAGAGCCUAAUUUGGCAUGAUAUCAGAUCAUGUGAUAUUACAUGGCACAGUAUGAUGCAAGGGCAGAUUUAUCACGGUGUUGGGGACUUGUCUCCUUAUCAGUAACACGGAAUGGACGAGAUCUGCGAGGACCCAGUAUUCUGCUACCUAAACAUAUCGGGACACAUCUUCAAAACCCGGCACAGCACCCUGAAUCAGUUCCCUGGUACACUGCUGGGCUCUAAUGAGAAGGAAACUUACUACAACAAGGAGCGUAAUAUGUACUGCUUCUACAGAGACAGACAGUCUUUCGAUUCAAUUCUCUACUACUUUCAAUCAGGGGGAGUGCUCAGGAAACCCCCUAAUGUCAGCGAAGAGAUUUUCAACAGAGAAGUGGUCUUCUUCAAGAUCAGAAACCACAGAACCAAGAACGGGGUGAUGCAGUCCACCAACCCCAAAGUGAAGGGGCUAAAACGAAUACUCAGUCAGAAGCCCACAGAGUACAUGCACUAUCAGAAACUGUUGCGGAUACAGAUAAUAGACCUGGCCGUGACAAUACUGUUCGUGAUGGCGGUAGUGUGCGAGCAGAUCAUACAGCCCAAUGCUAGGGACCAAAACCCACAGGAGAGACUCCAACAGUUAUCAGGCUCGUGGAAGAACCUAGACACUCCUUUAAAAAUAAUAAUGUCAGUAGAGACGCUCUGCACUUUGUGGAUCACCACCUUUCUCAUCAUGAGGUUUUAUUGGUCAGAGGACAGGAAGAAGUUUGCAAAGUCGUUCAUGGCAAUAAUGGACGCAUUUGUGGUUCUGUCCUACUUCGUGACCCUGAUACUGUUUGAGCUAGAAGCGUACCUUGAAGAGCAGUCAGGAGGGGAGUACGACCAGCACAGGAUCUACAACAUCUACCGGGUCAUGGCCUGUCUCAGGAUGAUCAAACUAUUCAGAAUGGUACAUGUGUUUAACUUGGCCAGGUAUAACGCGCUAUUUUUCUCUCUUGGCAUGGCCGUCAAGAACAGCUUCUCGGAUCUCCUCGUCAUCUUCAUAUUCAUCUUCUUCUGCGUAGUGACUUAUGCCACCAUCAUGUUCUGGGUGGAGUUUGAUUUCCGCUUAGACCACCAUGGUGUUCCAAACUCUUCAUCAGACAAGAUAAUUUACACUCAGCUCAUAAACACCAUCGCAGACUCCACCAUCAGACACCUUGUCAAUACCACAGGGACCUAUUCUCUAGUGCUGGAUAACUGCACCAUAUUCCCCAACAUAAGGUUACUGGACCUCAGUCCAAACAGCACUUCAGUGAGGUUCAUGAGGAACAUUAUGACCAACACUUCCAGCUCCUACAACAUAUUCCUACAGCUGGAUGAGAACUGCUCUGUUGCUCUGAACAUGACAGAGGAUGCAGACAUGUCCGCCAAGUUUGAUAGUGUGUUUAGCUGUAUGUGGUGGAGUCUUGUUACCAUAACAACCGUGGGGUACGGUGACAUGGUGCCCACCUCAACUGUAGGUAAGGUGAUAGGAGCGUGCUGCGCUUGUAGCGGAGUCCCACUCAUUGCCAUCCCCCUGCCUAUCAUAUCACAGAAGUUCGACGUGUACUACAGGCGGUACUGUAAGAGAAUGGAGAGGAGGAACAACAAGGGGGAAACUGAGCGGCUCAGCUCAAAGUGGCAGAUGUAUCUUGACAGACCCUUCUUUGAUACUGAAGCGUACAUGAAGGACGUAGUGAAUGAUGCAGGACCAGCCUGGGCUGCCAAGUCUGCAAGGGCUGUUGAUGUGUAAUAGGCUACCAAGUCUGCCAGGGCUGUUGAUUGUAAUAGGCUACCAAGUCUGCCAGGACUGUUGAUGUGUAAUAGGCUACCAAGUCUGCCAAGGCUGUCGAUUGUAAUAUGCUACUAAGUCUGCCAGGGUUGUUGAUGUGUAAAAGGCUACCAAGUCUGCCAGGGUUGUUGAUUGUAAUAGGCUACCAAGUCUGCCAGGGUUGUUGAUUGUAAUAGGCUACCAAGUCUGCCAGGGUUGUUGAUGUGUAAUAGGCUACCAAGUCUGCCAGGGCUGUUGAUUGUAAUAGGCUACCAAGUCUGCCAGGGUUGUUGAUUGUAAUAGGCUACCAAGUCUGCCAGGACUGUUGAUGUGUAAUAAGCUACCAAGUCUGCCAGGGUUGUUGAUGUGUAAUAGGCUACCAAGUCUGCCAGGGUUGUUGAUGUGUAAUAGGCUACCAAGUCUGCCAGGGCUGUUGAUUGUAAUAGGCUACCAAAUCUGCCAGGGUUGUUGAUUGUAAUAGGCUACCAAGUCUGCCAGGGUUGUUGAUUGUAAUAGGCUACCAAGUCUGCCAGGGUUGUUGAUGUGUAAUAGGCUACCAAGUCUUCAGCUUCCAAGGUUGUUGAUUGUUAUAGGCUACCAAGUCUGCCAGGACUGUUGAUUGUAAUAGGCUACCAAGUCUGCCAGGGUUGUUGAUGUGUAAUAGGCUACCAAGUCUGCCAGGGCUGUUGAUUGUAAUAGGCUACCAAGUCUGCCAGGGUUGUUGAUUGUAAUAGGCUACUAAGUCUGCCAGGGUUGUUGAUUGUAAUAGGCUACCAAGUCUGCCAGGGUUGUUGAUGUGUAAUAGGCUACCAAGUCUGCCAGGGUUGUUGAUUGUAAUAGGCUACCAAGUCUGCCAGGACUGUUGAUGUGUAAUAGGCUACCAAGUCUGCCAAGGCUGUCGAUUGUAAUAUGCUACUAAGUCUGCCAGGGUUGUUGAUGUGUAAAAGGCUACCAAGUCUGCCAGGGUUGUUGAUUGUAAUAGGCUACCAAGUCUGCCAGGGUUGUUGAUUGUAAUAGGCUACCAAGUCUGCCAGGGUUGUUGAUGUGUAAUAGGCUACCAAGUCUGCCAGGGCUGUUGAUUGUAAUAGGCUACCAAGUCUGCCAGGGUUGUUGAUUGUAAUAGGCUACCAAGUCUGCCAGGACUGUUGAUGUGUAAUAAGCUACCAAGUCUGCCAGGGUUGUUGAUGUGUAAUAGGCUACCAAGUCUGCCAGGGUUGUUGAUGUGUAAUAGGCUACCAAGUCUGCCAGGGCUGUUGAUUGUAAUAGGCUACCAAAUCUGCCAGGGUUGUUGAUUGUAAUAGGCUACCAAGUCUGCCAGGGUUGUUGAUUGUAAUAGGCUACCAAGUCUGCCAGGGUUGUUGAUGUGUAAUAGGCUACCAAGUCUUCAGCUUCCAAGGUUGUUGAUUGUUAUAGGCUACCAAGUCUGCCAGGACUGUUGAUUGUAAUAGGCUACCAAGUCUGCCAGGGUUGUUGAUGUGUAAUAGGCUACCAAGUCUGCCAGGGCUGUUGAUUGUAAUAGGCUACCAAGUCUGCCAGGGUUGUUGAUUGUAAUAGGCUACUAAGUCUGCCAGGGUUGUUGAUUGUAAUAGGCUACCAAGUCUGCCAGGGUUGUUGAUGUGUAAUAGGCUACCAAGUCUGCCAGGGUUGUUGAUUGUAAUAGGCUACCAAGUCUGCCAGGGUUGUUGAUGUGUAAUAGGCUACCAAGUCUGCCAGGGUUGUUGAUGUGUAAUAGGCUACCAAGUCUGCCAGGGCUGUUGAUUGUAAUAGGCUACCAAAUCUGCCAGGGUUGUUGAUUGU